AUGUCAACUCCCAUUGCGAGAAAGCCCGCUGCCAACCCUGCCAACACUCCUCCACGGAGGCCUCCCAACGAGAAUACUCCCAGCAGACCUCCUGUCGCAAGCGCCGUCCCAGCAACUACCGGACAGGGCCUUGCUCGUACUCCGUCCCUCCGACAGACCCGACUCGCAAGAAAACCUACAAAUCGUAUGAGCAACUCAUUCGCUUCUCCUGAAAGCGAACCCGACAACGAAGAGACCAAGGCCGCAAAUGCACAACUCAUCGCCGACUUGAAAGAGCAAGUCCACCGAGCAGAACAGGCUUCAGACCAGUACAGAAAGCAACUCGAAGUCAUGCAGAAACGACUAGAUGAUGCCGCCGGCGAGCAGACUACCUCGGAAGAGCGCGACUACCAAAGGCAAACCGAAAUCGAUCGUCUUCGAGUCGAGUAUAAAGACUCCAUCAGGCAAUAUCGCGAGCUUGAAAUAGCCUAUGAUGCGGACAAGAAUACCUUCCUCCAUGAACGGGAGAGACAGGUCAACAAGGAGGCUGACCUUGAGGCCAAGAUCAGCCGACUGACCGCGACCCUCCGAGCACGGGAUGCUGAUAGAGUGAGUGCAAGUCGGUCUGGGGCAGCCCAAAAGGACGACGUGGACAAUUCUACUCUGGAUGCGCCGGCUCCCGAUUAUUCCGAGGCUCUUCAACAAAAAGACGUAGCAAUCGAAAACCUCCGCCUUGAUCUAGCAGAAGCACAGCUCAAACUUGCAGAACAGGAACAUGUUGGAGAUGGGCGAGUUCAAUCCCUUGAAAAAGCCCUGAUGGAACUCAAGAUGCACAGUGCUCGGCUACUUGAAGAAAAUGAGAGUUUCCAAAUGCUUCUCAGCGAGAAAACACUUAAAGGAGAUUUUCUGCAUGAUAAUGGUGCGCACAUGAGUGGGAUGAGCACUUUGGCUGAAGAACUCGAAUCAAGUGGAGAACUAACUGAAGGACAAAGCGAUGCAGUUAAGAGGCUGGACGUCGAAAACCGCAGUCUUCGGGACCAGAACAAGGCUUUGGCUCUAUAUGUGGACAAGAUAAUUGGCCGUCUACUCCAACAUGAUGGCUUUGAGCAUAUCAUUCACGAUAAAGAUGAUCCGCCUAAGCCUCCGGCGAAGACCGCCCCUGUCGAAAAGGCUCUUCCAGCAACGCCCGACCAACAAGCCCUCCCUGGUGCUGCAUCAGUCAGCGGCGUUGCAAACGGACUAUUGCAAAGAGCAAGGUCUGUUGUGUCACGACCAGGCGGCAAGGCACGCCCGAUGUCGUACGCUCAACCCUCCCCACCAGCACCCACUGCCAAUGAGAAUCCUGAUACAGCACCCAGCAUUCCCAUCGGAAGGGGACAUCGUCGCGCACGUUCUGACCAAGCCCAGGCGGACAUGGCUGUCCCUGGUGCCGCCGCCGCCGUUGUGCACCAGAUGAACCGCGCAUCUACCAUGCGGACAGUUUCUAGCGGGCCAUUAAGCCCAGGGAUCCGACCAUUGAGUCCACAACUAUCUCAAAAUCGACAAUCAUACUUUGGAGGAUCAUCCAAUCGAGCAACUUCCGCUUCUGGACAGCAAGGCGGUAGUUCAGCGAACAGCAUUACGAGCGAGCAUAGUGAUGAACAGCGGUCAGGAACAGAUGGAAGCUCGACCGCUCCAGCUAGCUCGCAAGGCCAGGGCAAUAUACCUGGGGCAGUGAUGAAGCAGAACCAUCUCAGGCCUUUGAGAUUGGUUCAAGAACAAGUGGCAACAGAGGAAGAUGAGAGGAAACGAGCCAACCGAGGAAGCUGGAUGGGUUGGCUCAGAGGGGGCACACUUGAGGCUCAAAAUGAUUAG
Molecule: messenger RNA, 1833 nt
Organism: Exophiala aquamarina CBS 119918
Lineage: Eukaryota; Fungi; Ascomycota; Eurotiomycetes; Chaetothyriales; Herpotrichiellaceae
Exons: 2
Coding region: 1-1833 (610 amino acids)
Source: RefSeq, a predicted model, not a curated record